Messenger RNA from Capsella rubella, 1533 nucleotides. RefSeq names its product small RNA degrading nuclease 1. The transcript is spliced from 12 exons. Lineage: Eukaryota; Viridiplantae; Streptophyta; Magnoliopsida; Brassicales; Brassicaceae. Bases 196 to 1425 code for a protein of 409 amino acids. Gene Ontology annotation, molecular function: RNA binding; exonuclease activity. The record is from RefSeq and is a predicted model, not a curated record. Gene Ontology annotation, cellular component: nucleus.
AAAACCCUCAUCAAAUGUCACUAUCGACCAUGUUAGUCUCACUCAUCUCAGACCCACUUGACCAAUUCUAGAAUUCCUCAAAAUCAAAAGCAGAAACCCUAAACUCUCUCUCUGUUUCUUCUUCUCCAAACACUUUGGGAGUUAAAAAAAACUCGCUGAGCCGUCCCCUGCGGCCCUGCAUUGGUUUCUCGUACUAUGGAGCUUAAACUAGCCACCGUCGAGAAAAAAGUGCUUGAAGAGUUGGUGAAUUUAGCGCAGAGUCGAGAUUUGCGAGGCGAAAAAGGGAAUUGGAAGGAGUUUUUAAAUGUUUACGACGAAAAUGUUGGAUCACUCAAGGACCCUUCGAGGCGUUCCCAUGACGAUUUGGUUCAGUUUUUGUCAACUUUUAAGAAGAAAGAAGAUUUGCAAGUUCUGAAAUGUCAUGCCAAUCAUCUUCUGAUUGAAGAGUUGAAGCAGGAGUCUGAAGAUAAAGACACUCCUGAGCAGAUGCUAGUUCGAUUGACCGUUGAGCAUCAGAAUUACUCUUUUGACUAUUCAUUCCAGCCAUACUCCGAGGACUGGUUUGUAUCCGAUGUUGGAUUGAAGAUGUCAAAGGUGAUGAAAUCUACUCAAAUUGUAGCUCUUGAUUGUGAGAUGGUUCUUUGUGAAGAUGGGACUGAGGGUUUAGUUAGAGUUGGCGUUGUAGACAGUGAUUUAAAGGUGAUUCUUGACAAAUUCGUGAAACCGGACAAACCUGUUGUUGACUACAGGACAUACAUUACAGGGGUCACUGCUGAAGAUAUCAAAAAUACUACACUCUCUGUGGCAGAUAUACAGGAAACUUUGCAGCCUUUUCUUUCUGAGGGUACGAUUUUGGUAGGACACAGUUUGAACAGAGAUUUGCAAGUGUUGAAGAUAGAUCAUCCCAAAGUAAUCGAUACCGCACUUGUAUUCAAGUAUUCCAAUGAAAGAAAGCUCAGAAGACCUUCACUUAACAACCUAUGCAAGUCUAUUUUGGGUUACGAAGUCCGAAAGGACUACGUUCCUCAUGAUUGUGUGGAUGAUGCAGCAGCUGCGAUGAAACUUGUGCUUGCUGUUAUAGAGAAAAGAGUUGACACAACAAUCAAACCAUCCAAAGAGAUGCUGGAGGUUGAGAAAGCAAGACUCUUUCUACAUAAAAUCCCUCACAAUGUGACAUCUGAAGAGCUGGACCAACUUCUUUCUGGAAAGUUUACACUUGAUGUUAAGCCAGCAAAAACGCAGAGAGGUUACUAUUGUGCAUUUGUUGUUUUCAAUAGUUCAGAAGAAGCAGAUCAAGCAUUUGAAAACGUUGAUGGAAUCCAAAUGACGGAUUCAGUGGGUUUGCCACAAAAACAAGUCACCUUUAAGCGGAGUUCGGGAUCAAGAGCUAGUUUAUAUGUCCGUAAAAUGGUUCAAGAUGAAUGAUGCAACCUACGUUGAGAUUAACCAUUUUGCAUUGUACAAUUAUAAUAGAGGAUUCUGAUAAGGUUUGACGUUGAUUUAUAAAUCUAAAAAAAAAAACUUCUUCUGUCC